This is a messenger RNA of Anopheles gambiae (African malaria mosquito), 2027 nucleotides long. Its product is annotated as GTP-binding protein 2. The record is from RefSeq and is a predicted model, not a curated record. Gene Ontology annotation, molecular function: GTP binding; translation elongation factor activity; GTPase activity. The transcript is spliced from 2 exons. Lineage: Eukaryota; Metazoa; Arthropoda; Insecta; Diptera; Culicidae. Gene Ontology annotation, biological process: translational elongation. The coding region runs from base 1 to 1884 and encodes 627 amino acids.
AUGGAAUCUAGCUUCUUCGACCUUUUCGGUCCGUCCCCGCCGUCGGGCUCAUCCAGCUCGGGCAGCGACUCCGACCUUCGCAAUGGCAACAGCAACGACGACGACGGCGGAGGCGGCGGCAGCGGCAGUAACGAGCGGAUCGAUUCCAUCGGCCAGCUGCUGCAGCGUGGCCACCACCAUCACCGCGACGGCAGCAGCUACGAGCUGCUGCAGCAGAAAGGCUUCGACUUUAACCGUGGCUUUCUGCCGCCCGAGCCGCAGGUCGGCAACAUCGAGUACAAACUGAAGCUAAUCAACCCGUCGAAGCAGCGGUUCGAGCACCUGGUCACGCAGAUGAAGUGGCGGUUGCGCGAGGGCAACGGCGAGGCGAUCUACGAGAUCGGCGUGUCCGAUUCGGGCUUCCUGCAGGGGCUGAACGACGCCGACAUGACCGUUUCGCUGCAGACGCUCAACCAGAUGGCCCGCAAGCUGGACGCGUCGACCAGCAUCCUGCGGCGGAAGAGCCUGGCCGACCAGCGGAGCGUGGUGGAGGUGCUGGUGCGCAAAAUACCCGACGACCAGCACAACAUCGAGGUGCGGGUGGCCGUGCUGGGCGGUGCCGACGCGGGCAAGUCCACCCUGCUCGGCGUGCUGACCCAGGGCGAGUUCGACAAUGGGCGCGGGCUGGCGCGGCUCAACAUGUUCCGCCACAUGCACGAAAUACAGACCGGCCGCACGUCCUGCAUAUCGCACGAAAUGCUCGGCUUCGAUGCGGAGGGCAGCGUGAUCAACUACAAGUACAACGAGAUGAUGACCGCCGAGGAGAUUAGCGACCGGUCGACCAAGCUCGUCACGUUCAUGGAUCUGGCGGGGCACCGGCGCUACCUGAAGACCACCGUGCAGGCCCUGUCCGGCUACUGUCCGCAGCACGCGCUGAUCGUGAUAGCGGCCGGCAACAUUAGCAACAUGACGCGCGAGCAUCUGGCGAUCAUACACGCGCUCGACAUCUCGUUCUCGAUCAUCGUGACGAAGAUCGAUCUCGCCCCGCCCGACCCGAUCCUGUUCGAGCUGAAGAAUCUGCUCACCUCGAUCGGCUACCGGAAGGUACCGUACUUAAUCAGCAACCAGGACGACGUGCUGAACGCGAACGCGCACCAGAGCGUGGAGCAGAUCGUGCCGAUCUUCUGCGUGUCGAACGUGACCGGCGCCGGGCUGGACCUGCUCAUCCAGUACCUGUACGUGCUGUCGCCGGGCAUCAGCAACGCGGAGAAGGAGCGGCUCGAGCAGCAGCCGAUCGAGUUUCAGAUCGAUGAAAUCUUCCGAGUGGCCGAGGUGGGCACGGUCGCCGGCGGGCUGCUCUGCAAGGGCGUCCUCACCGAGAACAGCCAGGUGAAGGUGGGCCCGCUGCAGGACGGCUCGUUCUUUUCCGUCACCGUGCAGACGAUCCACCGGAACAAGGCGCCCUGCCGGGUGGUGCGGGCGGGACAGAGCGCUUCGCUGUCGUUCAACGCGAUCGAGCCGAUGCCCGUGCUGCGCAGCGGCAUGGUCAUACUGCCGGACUACGAAAGCGAUGAGGUAGCCUGCGGGUGCUUCUUCUUUCAGGCACAAGUGUCCGUACUGUUCCAUGCGACGCGCAUCUUUAAAGGAUUUCAGACUACCGUACACAUCGGUAGCAUCCGGCAGACGGCCAUCAUCGAGGGCAUUAUGGGGGCCGGCGACACCGGCAUCGGUACAAAUCAGUCCGCCUCGGUGCUGUUCCGGUUCGUGCGGCAUCCGGAGUACGUGCGGCCGGGCAUGCGGAUACUGCUGCGCGAGGGCACCAGCAAAGGCAUCGGCAAGGUGACGCAGGUAUUCCCGCUGGCGCAAACGCAACACAACCAAACCACCACCACCACCACCGGCUAGGGCUGUUUGCAAGCAACGCCCGCGGCACAAGUAACGCGCAAGUGUUACGCGCUUGACAUGAACUGUAUAAAACCCUGACGUAUGAAUUUAAUUGAAGUGUGACGAUUGAAUUGGAAAUAAAAUUUCUGUGAUUUAAAAACAAA